Molecule: messenger RNA, 1838 nt
Organism: Mercenaria mercenaria
Lineage: Eukaryota; Metazoa; Mollusca; Bivalvia; Venerida; Veneridae
Product: sushi, von Willebrand factor type A, EGF and pentraxin domain-containing protein 1-like
Exons: 11
Coding region: 75-1826 (583 amino acids)
Source: RefSeq, a predicted model, not a curated record
AUUCUGGUUCCACAACAUUUGGAUCGACUGCAACUUUGGAGUGUGAUGCUGGAUAUGAACCUAAAAACAAAAAUAUGGCUACCCUAAUAUGUGAAGCAUCAGGUGAUUGGGAAAAGGCAAAGUGUGUUAUAAAAGAUUGUGGGUCUUUGAAAUCGGUAAGCGAUGGAUCUGUAAGUCUUGAUUCCUCAGCUACUACGUUUGGUUCAACAGCGACUGUGUCGUGUAGUGUCGGAUAUGUCCCAAAAGCCGAAAAAAUUACCUGCAAGGAAUCAGGUGUAUGGGAAGAAGCACAAUGUAUCAUCAAAGAUUGUGGAUCUCUUCCCUCGAUUAGCGACGGAUCUGUGCGUCUUGAUUCAACAGCCACUACGUUUGGGUCAACCGCAACAGUUUCGUGUAAUAUUGGAUAUGAUCCAAGUGUGGCGACAAUAAGAUGCCAAGCGUCAGGUGCUUGGGAUAUAGCCGCAUGUACGAUUAAAGAUUGUGGAACUCUUCCCUCGAUUAGCGACGGAUCUAUGCGUCUUGAUUCAACAACCACUACGUUUGGGUCAACCGCAACAGUUUCGUGUAAUAUUGGAUAUGAUCCAAGUGUGGCGACAAUAAGAUGCCAGGCGUCAGGUGCUUGGGAUUUAGCCGCAUGUACGAUUAAAGAUUGUGGAACUCUUCCCUCGAUUAGCGACGGAUCUGUGCGUCUUGAUUCAACAACCACUACGUUUGGGUCAACCGCAACUGUUUCGUGUAAUGUUGGAUAUGAUCCAAGUGUGGCGACAAUAAGAUGCCAGGCGUCAGGUGCUUGGGAUUUAGCCGCAUGUACGAUUAAAGAUUGUGGAACUCUUCCCUCGAUUAGCGACGGAUCUGUGCGUCUUGAUUCAACAACCACUACGUUUGGGUCAACCGCAACUGUUUCGUGUAAUGUUGGAUAUGAUCCAAGUGUGGCGACAAUAAGAUGCCAGGCGUCAGGUGCUUGGGAUUUAGCCGCAUGUACGAUUAAAGAUUGUGGAACUCUUCCCUCGAUUAGCGACGGAUCUAUGCGUCUUGAUUCAACAACCACUACGUUUGGGUCAACCGCAACAGUUUCGUAUAAUGUUGGAUAUGAUCCAAGUGUGGCGACAAUAAGAUGCCAAGCGUCAGGUGCUUGGGAUUUAGCCGCAUGCACGAUUAAAGAUUGUGGAACUCUUCCCUCGAUUAGCGACGGAUCUGUGCGUCUUGAUUCAACAACCACUACGUUUGGGUCAACCGCAACUGUAUCGUGUAAUGUUGGAUAUGAUCCAAGUGUGGCGACAAUAAGAUGCCAGGCGUCAGGUGCUUGGGAUUUAGCCGCAUGUACGAUUAAAGAUUGUGGAACUCUUCCCUCGAUUAGCGACGGAUCUGUGCGUCUUGAUUCAACAACCACUACGUUUGGGUCAACCGCAACUGUUUCGUGUAAUGUUGGAUAUGAUCCAAGUGUGGCGACAAUAAGAUGCCAGGCGUCAGGUGCUUGGGAUUUAGCCGCAUGUACGAUUAAAGAUUGUGGAACUCUUCCCUCGAUUAGCGACGGAUCUAUGCGUCUUGAUUCAACAACCACUACGUUUGGGUCAACCGCAACAGUUUCGUGUAAUGUUGGAUAUGAUCCAAGUGUGGCGACAAUAAGAUGCCAAGCGUCAGGUGCUUGGGAUUUAGCCGCAUGUACGAUUAAAGAUUGUGGAACUCUUCCCUCGAUUAGCGACGGAUCUGUGCGUCUUGAUUCAACAACCACUACGUUUGGGUCAACCGCAACUGUUUCGUGUAAUGUUGGAUAUGAUCCAAGUGUGGCGACAAUAAGAUGCCAGGCGUCAGGUGCUUGGGAUUAACCGCAUGUACGA